AUGGGAAAUGUAGCUACUGCAACAAUAAGCGGGUUAGAGAAGAUGGAAAGUGGAGAUGUCCUGGGUGGUACUUUGGAAAUCAUUUCAAGCGUCGUGGCGCUUGCCGGUGAGGCGGCCGGCGGACCUGUUUGGGCGACAGUUGGGGGAACAAUUUGCAGCGUCAUUGGUGCCAUUCUUGCUUCGAGACAACCCAGGCAGCCAAGCAUCAUAGAACAAGUGGCCGACGUUGUACAUAAAGAGUUGGUCGAAUUUAACAGCAAGUUACAAGACCAGAAAUGUGACGGCCUGAAACGUCGCGUGUCAGACCAGACCGCCCAGCUGCAGAAGAUGAAACCAGGUGAAAAGCUGGACGAUCCUAACCUGUGGAACGACUACGUGCAGUUUAUGGGAGAACUGGGUAACAGAAUCCAGUCACCACUACCAUAUAAGUACAGCGAUAAUUUGACAAAUGAUCCAAAUGUGGCAGAUUUUGUAAGAGCAUUGAUGACCUACUGUAAAGCUUUCAGUUGUUUUAAUGCGCUUCUUCUAAUCGCCAAAGGAACAUUUGCAGACCUUGGAAGCGAGCAUAAAGAGAAUGACGAAAAAGCAGAUCGGAAAAUCGACGGCCAAAAGCAAGAUUUAGAAAAAAAAUUAUCUUUCCUGUUCGGUGAGAAGUACUUGACAUUUCUUGGACGACUUCCGUCAGAAGAAGGAAAACUGACAAAGUUGGUCGCCUUCAGUAGAAACGCAGAAGCGAGGCGCAUCGUAAAGAUGACAACACGCGGGUUUGGUUUCCCUGAGAUACUGGAUUACGAAGCAGUUGAAUCAAAGGCAGAAAUCGUGUCUCGCCAGUCAGUGACAUUAAAACUAGAGGGCCAUCCAAAUAUUUUCGAUUUCAGUCGGAUCAAUGGCCGCAUAGGCGUGAUGCAAUUUAUCAACGAAACACAGUAUUCAAUGAAAGUAAUAGGCGGUGCAUAUCCUGAAGGGGUUGAAGAAAAGUUCACACAAGUUCUUCAGCCUCGAUCAUCCUCAGAUUUAGACAUAUCACACGCCUGUGCUGGGGGGUAUGUCCUUAUUUACUUAGACGGGAAGCUUCGUCCAGACGAUGAACCCCAUAGCGCAGAUGAAACUCGUAUAAUCGAAUUUGCGUAUUAUUUACCAAGUUUUGGAAAACCAGGAAUAAAUAUCCAGAACAAAACUUGCGGUGAGUUCACCAAAGGCGAGGAUGCCUACAAAAAGGUUCAUGGCGAAAGGCAGAAAAACUUUUAUUGGAAGACAAAAGAAGUACACCACAUGGCCAGUGCAGAAAUGCAAUUAAAACCAAUCGGCGUGCGUCCUACUCGCACCAUACACCGAUGGCGCUAUGUUUUCCAAGAUUUCGACCCUUCCAUGGAUAUUGUUACUGCGCCUAAAGGUUAAGUCUGUAUCCGAUAAAUAAGUAAAAUUACCUAAGUUUGUGUUUAUUGUUAUUUCAAUCUUUAUUAUUUCCAUUUUGAAAUCACUGGUGAUCCCUGCAAUCUGAUUGGCUCUCAGAAGUGUGAUUUAGUCACGAAUCACAGCUAUUUUUUGCUUUAAAUCACAUCUGUUCUAAAUCGUAUCAUUUCUGUUUUAAAUCGCCCCAUUUUGCUCUACAUCGCAUCAUUUCUGUGCGAACGUAAAAUGAGAUGUGAAAGCCGUUUUGUUUCCGCUUUUCAACAAAUCGGCUACUUGAUCAAUAAAGUUAAUUGGUACUGAGAGUGACUGAAUUCUGCGAUUUCAAAAUGGCUGUAAUAAAGUGGUAAUUGAAUUUCGUGUCAUGCAAUUUUGGUCUGAAAUCAUACUUGUGAUUUCAAAUCAAACUCGCGCUGCGAGCUCGUCCGAUUUGCGCGCUCGACCAAAUUGUACUCCACUCAGUUCAAUUACCAUUAUUAAUCCACAAGAAAUCAAAAGAUGUGUUCUCUUUCCAACGCGCGUCGUCUCCUUGUGGGAGACUAUUCUUCGCGAGAACUUGCAAAAACGUAAAUCCCGUCGGUAAAUCACCUUUUCUGGAAUCACGUACCACCUUAAGUUAAAUCAAGCCUCUCCUUAACGCAAAGUCCGAAGGGUGUUAGGUAUUUUGUGUGACUUUUUAUUAGACCAAAAGAAGUCACUUAUUACUAGGGCUUUCCUCAAGUUGCUCGAGGUUUUCCAAAAAGUUUCCCGUAAUUUCUCAAAAAGUUGCUCAAAAGUUGCUUUUUGUAACGAGAGUUGCUCAAAAGUUGCUCGAAAAAACAAAAAAUUUUUUGGUCUGAUGCAUAUGAUAUGCAAAUUGUACAACAAACGUAAGUUUUCUGAGCAUCUUUGUGCAAUUUUGCGGUGUAACCAGCGUUGCUAAAUAACUUUGUCCGCAAUUAAAACCAAAAAAUGUAAUGAGCCAAUAAAAUUGUUGAAUGAUCAUCUAAGUUUCACUCAGUCUAGUGUGAAUCCUUCGUCCACCAUUUGAAUUUUCUCUAAAAACCGCUGACCUCGCAACCCGACUACUUUUUUUUUUGCGCCCAUGAUCUGCCCCAGGGGGAAGGAUUUGGCUCCUUUUUGUACAGGAAAUUCAUUAAUUGUCUACUAAAACAUUGUGAAAUAUGGAAGAAAGGCCAAUUUAAAAACUAAAAGUCGUUUCGAUUUCUCAGAAUUAGAAGAUAACAAGAGAAAUUGCUCAGAAUGCAAAAAGUUGCUCGAAAUUUGAGAAGUUGCCAAAAAGUUGCCGAGGCAGCUUGUGAAAAGCCCUACUUAUUAAUUUCAUCAAGAAUAGUAUGUUGUAGCGAAAAACGCUAGUACACGUGAAAUCACCUUCCACGAGGGGAGGCGUGAGGAAAAUGUAUGAUCAGGCUUCCUUUACUUACGGUCUGAAUGAUUAAGGUGUCCUUAUAAUAAAAUUAUAUGAAGUCUGGUGUAUUUUGGCAGCAAACGAACUGUCCGUUAAAAAGGGUCCGAAGGCCAAAAAUUGAGUCAUUGAAGGCGUUAACUACCUUCACCAGUCCCAAGAGAGAAUAAAAGGACAGAGAGGGCAUCUUAGGGAGUGAUAUGUGAAUUUCACUACAGUUAUUUUUAGAUUUUUUAAUUAAACGGAAGUCUAUUCCUCAAACGUUCGCACAUUUUAAUUGAUUUCUUGAAACGUUAUCAAGUCCACGCGCCGGCGCGCGACUGCCUCAAAGCAAACAACGCAGAAUAUUGUAAUGACGACUGUUAAAUUCUCUGUCGACAAAACUGAAUAAACGUUUGCGGUCCUCGCUGGAAACCAACUUCCGGUAUACUUUUAGCGUUUAAUUGGCCUGAAAAUGACUUUGGUGAAAUUCACAUAUCCCAAUACCUACACUGGGCGUUUCCUAGUUACUAACACCAAAUUGGGGAGACCAUGAUAAUAGAGAGGUACGUUAUAACAUGUUAGACUGUAUUUGGCAAUUACAACAAUGCGUAUUUUUCUUUCCCUUUCAGAUACUGGGUCAUGUAUUGUCCUAUAAAUUUCAUUCUGUGGACAAGCCGCGAAAAAGAUGGAUACUAACUACUUCGAAAGUUUAAAAAUUAGCAGCAAAAUCCCGACUGUAAACCAAUGAGUUUAGAGACCAGAUCUCUCAAGAAAAUAUGGAUCAGUGAAAAAAGACAAAGUUGAAGAAACAACGGCUAAAUGCUCACGGCGAAAAGAAGAAACUCUUUCUUCUUUCCUCUCAUAGAAAGGCCUUAUGCUCAGGCUAUGUAACACUGUAUAUAUGCAUAAUGGUACAAACUAGAAUUUUCCAAUUAUUAUACAUAAGCCCAUUUCCCAGUCUAAAUUUUGUCCUAAUCAUAGUGUCUAAACCUAGUCCCAACGCUUUCCCCUAUAUAUUCUUGCCUAGUCCUCUCCUUGUCCCUGUAUGGCGUUUUCCCAGGACGUUUGCGAUAGAAAGUCACUAUAUUUUCCCAUUCAGGCAUCGGUUAGGGUUGCCUAUAAAGAAAUUUACAAAAAAUGCUGUGAUGUCUGUGUUAGUAUGGCUUCCUUUAGGGGUCAGUUUAAGCCUGAGCCACACCCACAUUGGUCUCCCUUAGGGGUUUCAUUUUCAUUUUCCGACCAUUAUCCCCCAGUCCGAGUUGUUAGUAUACCUGAAAAGACUUUUCCAGAAAAGUCUAUUAAUACUUCAUUUUGACAUCAGUUGAGUCGAGAAGGAAGGUUGUGUUUCCACACACCGAAAAACUGAGUGUCGAUGAGAUAGUUCAAGUAUUUCGAUGUUACGUUAUAUAAACGCCUGUAAGACGCGGAGCCGUUAUUUACCAAAACGUUUAAGCGCAUAAAAAUUGACACAAAUUUUCUUUAGCUGAAUAUCAAUGAACCUCAUUAGCAAAUAGAUAUGAAUGUUGAGAUUGUAAAAACACUAUGAUCUGGAAAACGAUAGAUAACAGUGGUGCUGUUCUGUGGAAUAGUCUUCCUCAAACAUUAAGGCAAGCAGAACCCCUAAGUAAUUUUAAGUCACUUUUGCACAGUAAUUACAAUAUCAAGUAAGGCACGGCAUUCAUGGAAAACAGGCUCUUUUUUUUUCGUAUAUACUUAAUUGAAUAUUUUUAAUACUGUAUUUAGCGGAACCCAGUAAAUGUAAUUAAGGUUUUUUAAAUUUUUUAUAAUAUUACAUGCCUGAUUAAUUUGUAACACCGUGCAUGAAUAAAGAUCACCUUACCUUACCUUUGAAAAGUUGUCCUGUUAUGAUAAGGCUAAUCUCCGGAGUAAAAUAAUUUAUACCCCACACUCUGUUGACGUAAAACAAAUAAAACAAAACAUCUUUUAAAAUAAACCUAUAAACCCUAAUGUGCCCAUAACAUAUCGAAACAUAACCUAAAAACUCAGCUGAAAACUGAACAAGACAGGCACCACGAAUAGCAGUGCCGGCUGCUGGUUAGGGUAUUAAAGACGAAAUGCACAUUGCGGCACGGAAGCGAAUGUUCAAGAUACAACGUCAAGGAUCCCUGCACUGGGUGCAAGAUGGCCUGCGAGCAAGCUCUCCUGGGGUUCCCGGGGCUGCGGGGGCACCAGAGCGCUUCGGGAGAGCUUGCUCGCAGGUCAGGUGCAACAGCCUUUUCUGACUAUUCUGGUUCUAGCCCGUCAGUGCCUCGCAAAGUUUCCGGUGAACAGUCCAGGCCAUAUAUCAUAUAUCCAGAACUGGAUAUAUGAUUUCCUGUCAUCUGAUUGGCUUACGCCGAAACCAAAACAUUGCUUAGACCGCAAAAGGACUAAGGCCGAGAGAAAUGGCGGCGAUGUCGCGCCGAAAGCCGCUUCAAAGAUACUCAUGAUACGAUAGAAUCCUUCCGAUCUAUCGAUCUAUCGACUUUUAGAAGUUGCAGAAAAUUCCAUCGGAAAGUCGUUUUCUUUAUUUUUCUUUACUGGAAUUACGUGACUCACAGAAGCUCGCGAACUAUAAGCUUUAAUCUGCAACCUUGUUUACGACUUCUUCGCACGAUGUAGGCCGCCUGAUCUCAAGUUCUCAAUCUGGGAGAGCCUAGGAAAGUGAACGCUACCUUAAAGCGUGCAUACAUAAACAAGCGUAAUUUUUUCCUUGGUGAAUACUCGGCUGAAUACAGGGAAGUUCCCCCCACUUACUCCUGUCAGUCUAAAGGAAUGGUACUUUGAAGGGUGGAGUUAAAGUUUACUUGACGAAACCCCACAUUUCUAUUUUUCCGUAAGAUCUUCGAGAUGGAGCCCUUUGCAUUACUGGAAGCCAUCUUCGGGAUGAUGCCUAACCUCACGGUACAUAUGAAACCAAAAUGGCCGCCGGUACUAUAUAUGGUAGCGCUCGAUACUGACGACCAUCAUACGAAAAAAUAGGGGACUGUGAAGUCUCCUAGUUCUUGUGCAAGACCAAAGCCCUGUCGGUUGUAUGAAUAUAUAUUAGACAUCAAACGACUUCCUAAAGUUCUGAGAAAUUUUGACCAAUAUUUAAAAGAGGAUUACCCCGAAAAGGUCAAAGAGGGUCACUGAAGGUGAAAAGAAGCAAUUAUGUUUCGCUUUCAAUCUGAUUAGUCAUGAAUCAGUGUUCCCGUAUGAUCGCUUUGGCUUGAACAGAAAAAUCAAAGAAACAACAAAAGCAAAGUUUUCCGAUGAAGGUGGUUUUAUCUUUCGUAGCUGCCAUGAUAGCCUGUGAACAGACCCCUCUCCACUCAGGAUUUUCCCUGAGGGGCUACUCCCAUGAUCAACGCCCAGUUUAGACACGAAUACAGUACUGUUUUUCUUUCCCUUGCGUGAUUUGCUUAAUUGGGCGUAGCUUAGAAGGGUGUUUUUUCGAGGUGUUUUCCUGGAACACUUGAUCAGCACUGGAUCGCAAGUCACAUGCACAUCACGCUGAAGAUUCAUCCCGCGCACAAUCGGUGUCAUUUUUCCUUGUCGAUUCGAAAGUUUCGGACUUGAGAUUGUGGCCAUAAAUAGCCAACACAAGGGUAAGUAAUGUCGUGCAGAACUGCAAUGAAGUUUACUUGUCACAGUAGUGAGAAAAGUGUUAAAUUGCGCGCAGAACAAAUGAAUGCGAGUUGAAGUGCUAGUCGUCAUCCGAUCUUCUAUAAAGUGGGAACAAAUUCAGCUGAAUCCGCUUUCCCAAGCAGAAUAGAUUAGAAUGCCUACUUUUACAUACGUGUUUACAUGCAUAAAAGGACUCUGAUUUUUCAGCUUCGUUUCCCGAUUGUAUUUUAUCCAUGAUUUAUCACAAUUAUAGCGUAAAACUCAACUGUUUGUGACCUGCUUAAAUUAUAACCAAAAAAUUGCUCUGCCUGAAGAGGUCCAGGGUUAAAUUGGCUUCUAUGCGAAACAGAGCUGUGUAGUGCAUUUUAACCCAAACUAUAUUAAAUUACGCUUUCAUUUUAAGAAGAUAGUUUAGAUGCACUUUUGCGCUGCCCCAAAUGCUUAUGUUGCUCGCAUUGAGAGCUGAUGUCAAUACACUUGAAUACACUGAGUAACGGAUAUCUGAUAAACAACUUACGUCUUUUACUUGCUCUCUCUUAGUUCCGGCUUUCUCACUCAGGAGGGGGGCACGGGGAUUAAAUGCGGUGUUGCGGUGAAUAAAAUCCCAUCUUGCGGUGUUGCGGUGUUAAACCGUGCGGUGUGCGGUGUUUCUGGUUUUAAACCUACGGUGAAACGAAAUAACUUGUCGAACACUUUGCGAUGUUGUGGUUUAUCAUUUGGCCGUAGUUACUGAAACGAGGAACCAGGCAAAACAAGCCAAACGACCUAAACGAUCCACAACGACCCAAAGGGAUAAACAACGAGUGAUCAAAACUAAUAAACAAAAGAUCCACAACGACUCAAUAAAACAAGCCAAAACAAGUUCCGCCCUCCUAGGAACGUCGGGUAAAAUUGAUUUUAAUAUCUCACUGCUUUUUUAUGGCAGGAGCGAAGCCUGAUCUGUGUGGUCUUUUUAUACAAAAAAGGCUUCAAAACAAAUGGAUAACAGGCGAAAUCUGCAUGGGUUUGUUUUUUUCACGACUGUCAUGGGCGUUGUAUGCAUUUUUCUAUCUGCAAGACGAAAAAUAGAGUUCGCAAAAAUAGGAAAAACUCACUCUCUACUUAUCACUAACCAGCUCCGAGAUAACCAUCCCCAAUUAUAUGGAGAUUUGGGUUAGAUUAAUCGUAGGACCAAAAUUAAAAUUGCGAUGUCGGUGUUUAGCCACUUUUUUUGUGAUGCGGUUUUUGUUUUUUUUUUCUAUGGCAUGUUGCGGUGUGGACGGUCCCCCAAUGCCCCCCUCACUGUAACGGUAAUGAAUUUUCAGUUCCUUUCCUCUCCGUUAUAUAAUUACUUCUGACGAUUUACCUAGAUUUGGGAUUUUUUUCAUUUUAAUAUAUUCGUAUGAAUAAUUCUUGGCGUUGUCGAAACGUCGUGAUCAAUAGCAUACUGACCGUGAAAGAAACGAUAAUCGAACGUUAACCUUCACAUGCCACAAUAAAUAAUAUCAUUCAUUGUAUUUUAAGGUGAUUGCUUCAGACAACACCAUUACAUAGUGAAAAAUCACUUGUCUUUCUCCUUUCUCACUUCUAGGCCUAAAUAAUGGCUGCACGUUACCACAGUCAUUGUCAAAGUCCAUCUCUUCCAUGCCCCGAUAUCAAAGAAUGUCUGGACUCAUUGCGUAGGUGUGUGUCAGAUUUUGUGGACUCAAAUGCUAAUCUAAAAAUAGAUAUCGAAAGAAAGCUAAGAGAAAUAGAAACUUGGGUUACAAAACAAAACAACAAGAGCGAGGAAAAAACGAAGGAACUAACCCCUGAAACAGUGGGUAAAGUUCUUAAAGUUGUCCAAGUGACGGUGAAUAGUAUCGAGAAAUUCAAAAGUGACGAUCCCGUGGAUACCGCUGUGGGAGUUUUAAACAUCGUCUCUUCAAUUGGGUCCGUCUUUGGUGGACCUUACGGGCCGAUAAUUACUACAGUCUGUGGUAUUAUUGGUACGAUUCUCAGUUAUGGCAAGCCAAAACAUGCACAGCCAAGUGUGGUAGAUCAACUCGCAAAAGUCGUUCACAAGGAACUAGUCAACUUCAAUCAUAAGUUGCAUGAUCAAAGAUUCCAAGGUUUGAAGGAUCGCGUAUGCAACCAGACAUCUCAGCUACGUACAUUGAAGUCAGCGGAAAAACUAGACGACACCAACUUGUGGAAUGACUACGUUCAAUUUAUGGGUGAGCUUUCCUACAGACUAGAGUCACCUUUGCCAUUCAAAUACGAAAAAGGAUCCCCCCUCACAGAAGAUCCUGACGUAGCAGAUUUUGUGACAGCUGUGGUGACUUACAGCGAGGCGUACGUCUGUUUCAUGGCACUUUUGUUGGCUGCGAACGGACGAUUUGCAGAUCUUGGGAGAAAAGAAGACGAAGAUGCGGUCUAUCGUAUUAUUAAACGCCAAGAAGAGAAAGCGAGAGAAAAGCUUGCAUUCCUGUCUGACGAAAAAUAUCUGACCUUUCUUGGAAGCCUUCCCUAUGAAGGAGGAAAACUGACGAAAAUCGUUGUUUUAAGCCGAAACACAUCAGGAAAGAGGCUCGUAGAAGCAGUCAGACAUAGCUUAUAUUUACCGCAAUUACCUGAUUCUGCGACAGUUGAAUCUGAAGCAAGUAAAGUGUCCAGUCAGUGCGUUAAGUUAAAACUGGAAGGCCAUGACACUCACUCUCCCCAGAAUUCUUUAUUUCCUCAGGGCAACAAAACUGUUGUGGCCUUAACAAGAGUGCUGGUAGGUGUCAUAUUUAUUGACUUCAUUAACGAAACAGAUUUUCCCAUGAAGAUUGUUUCGGGUAAAGUUGGACGGAGAAGAUUACGUUCCGUCACUUUCACCCACAACGUCCAAUCUCGAUCAAGUUGUUGGCUGGAAACCUCACAGCUCUCAUCCUCGCAAUUUUCAACCGGUGGGUACAUUAUUCUCUACCAGAACGGAAUCCUAAGCUCCGAAGAACAACCGCCUGCGACGAAUGUUAGAGUCAUCGAGUUUGCUUUAUCAAGUUUAAUGAAAAUCAACAUCCAAGACAAAACUGGCAGCGAGUUCACCCGUGGCCAAGACACUUACGACAAGAUGAAUUCUGGUAAAGCCAAGACACUCUACUGGUUUAAUAAUGGGGAACACUUCAUGGCAAGAGCAGAAAUAAUUAGAUAUCGAUCUGGGCCGGUGACCUUUCGAUUUGUUGUUCAGGACUACGAUCCUUUGGCGGUGAGUGAUUAA
Molecule: messenger RNA, 9626 nt
Organism: Porites evermanni
Lineage: Eukaryota; Metazoa; Cnidaria; Anthozoa; Scleractinia; Poritidae
Source: the annotation of a GenBank genome assembly